GCAGCUCAGAGUCACUCGGUCUCACUUUGUGGCCGUCCCCCUCACCAGGAACUCCCUUCGCCCUGCUCUGUCUCCUUUCUGGCUCCUCACUGCAGGACCUUCUUCGGACACGCUCGAACCCCUGCAUUUAGUCGUCACCCCUGCCGCUGUCAUCAUGACGCCUACCCCGCCGUUGUUCCUGCUGCUUCUUGGCCUAAUAGGAGCUCAUGCCAGCAUCGAUGUCCGCACAGCCGCCGCCAUGGCGGCAGGUUUGUGCAAAACCCGUCCCACAGACCUCGUGUUCAUUGUUGACAGCAGUCGGAGCGUUCGCCCUUCAGAGUUUGAGCAAGUCAAGGUUUUCCUGGCUAAGGUCAUCGAGGGGCUGGAUGUUGGACCCAACGCCACCCGUGUGGGAGUCGUCAACUAUGCUAGCCGCGUCAAGAAUGAGGUGUCUCUCAAGACUCACCGCACCAAAGCAGGGCUGAUCAAGGCCGUGACCAAGAUCGAGCCCCUGUCCACUGGAACCAUGACAGGUCUUGCCAUCCAGUUUGCGCUGAAUGUGGCCUUCAGUGAGGGCGAGGGCGCUCGUGUCAAAUCUCCCGAUAUCAGCAAGGUUGCCAUCAUUGUGACAGAUGGGCGUCCCCAGGACAAUGUGAAGGAUAUUGCCUUGCGUGCACGCGACGCUGGCAUUGAGAUUUUCGCCAUCGGUGUGGGACGUGUGGACAUGAGCACCCUGAAGCAGAUGGCUAGCGAUCCUCUGGACGACCACGUUGACUACGUGGAGAGCUACAGCGUCAUUGAGAAGCUCACCAAGAAGUUCCAGGAGGCCUUUUGUGUGUCGGACCUGUGUGCCACCGGGGAUCAUGACUGUGAGCAGGUAUGCAUCAGCUCCCCCGGAUCAUUCAAGUGUGCCUGCAAAGAUGGCUUUACCCUCAUGGAUGAUGGUCGCAGCUGCAGUGCUUGCAGCAACGCUGCGACAGACGUGGUGUUCCUGAUCGAUGGCUCUAAGAGCGUUCGUCCUGAGAACUUUGAGCUGGUCAAGAAGUGGAUCAACCAGAUCAUCGACAAACUGGAUGUUUCUGACAGCAAGGCUCACGUUGGACUGGUGCAGUACUCCAGCUCAGUCAAACAGGAGUUUCCCCUGGGCCGCUACAACAACAAGAAAGACCUGAAGGACGCUGUGAAGAAGAUGGCUUACAUGGAGAGGGGAACCAUGACCGGUCAGGCCCUCCGCUAUCUGCUAGAUAACAGCUUUAACCCUGGUCACGGUGCCAGGCCUGGAGUCGCCAAGGUUGGCAUCGUCUUCACUGACGGACGCAGCCAGGACUACAUCGGAGACGCCGCAAAGAAGGCCAAGGAAAACGGCUUCAAGAUGUAUGCUGUCGGAGUGGGCAAUGCAGUAGAGGAUGAACUGAAAGAGAUUGCCUCUGAGCCGACCGCAGAUCAUUACUUCUACACCGCCGAUUUCAAGGCUAUGACCCAGAUCGCCAAGAAGCUGCAGAUUAACAUCUGCCAAGAUGAGGACCCUUGCGAAUGCGACUCCCUCGUGAAGUUCCAAAAGAAAGUAGAAGAUGCCCUACAGGCACUAACAAAAAAAUUAGAGAGUAUGUCGAAGAGGAUCGCCUUGCUGGAGAACAAAAUUGUCUGAGGACUCAAAUCCCACUUUCCACUAUACAGCUGCACACUCACCCACAAACACCCACACAGUUUUUUUUUUAAACUUCCUGUAAAAUACUGAAGAGGAAACCAUAUGUGUGUGUGUGUGUGUGUGUGUGUGUAUGAACCCUGACCUCUGCUUCUAUCCUGAAUCUCUCCCAAACCACCUCUGCCUCCUCCUUUCUUGGUCUUGUCCCUUUCACCGCUGGGUCUCCUGGGACACGAAGCACCAGUUGCCAUGGGGACCACACCUUUGUGUGCGCGCGCGCGCGCUCCGAAGGUCAUCCUCCAUAGCCAGCCUGUGUGUUUGUUAAUAAAACUCUUCCCUCAUAGGGAAAUGGUGACCGUACACUGAAGGUUUUCUUUUCUUAGUUGCUGCCACAAUGUUGGAUCUUCCAAAAACCCCAGAGUCUGUGUCUUGUCAUGUCAAACAAAGCAGCUCUUUACCUUCACUUGUCUGUUUAUAUGUCACUGUCAUCUUUCCUUCUCUCUCCAUCAUAUCUUCUCUUACCCACCACAAAGGUAUCUAAUAUAUAUACAGGUAAAUUAAUAUAAGAUAUGUCUGGUAAUAUGGAUGCACCAUUGAUGUUUUUUUUUAUUUUCCUAAAUAAAGGUGAUUCAGGAAGUAAA
Messenger RNA from Scophthalmus maximus (turbot), 2265 nucleotides. RefSeq names its product matrilin 1 (gene matn1). The transcript has 10 exons. Gene Ontology annotation, molecular function: calcium ion binding. Bases 155 to 1627 code for a protein of 490 amino acids. The record is from RefSeq and is a predicted model, not a curated record. NCBI's taxonomy places the organism in Eukaryota, Metazoa, Chordata, Actinopteri, Pleuronectiformes, Scophthalmidae.